Molecule: messenger RNA, 498 nt
Organism: Prorocentrum cordatum
Lineage: Eukaryota; Dinophyceae; Prorocentrales; Prorocentraceae
Source: the annotation of a GenBank genome assembly
CGGCGGACGAGGAGGCCGCCACCCGCGAGCGAGGCCGCGGCAGCGACGGAGGCGGACAUGAUGAUGGUGGACCCGCGGGGGGACCGCCUGCUGUUGCGCACACGGCAGGAGGUCACGGAGGCCUACCCGUACCCCAUGAUGCCGACGCACUUCCUGGACCGCGACCCCGAGAACGCGCGCUUCAAGGAGGGCAACUUCCUCAACUUCAACUGCGCAAAGUGCCCGCGGCCCACCAUGCGCUGGGGCCAGGCGCAACCAAGCUGGACCUACUGGGCGCUGCCGUUCCUCGGGCGGUGGCUGGCCGCGAAGAUCGACGGGCGCGAGGAGAUGGGAGUUCCCACGGCGGGGAUCCAGGAGGACGAGGAUCUCCUGAACGUGGCCUUGUGGAAGGAGGGCGCGACGAAGGCGUGGUGCAUGUGGCAGAAAGGCGGGGCCGAGUUCGUUUGGCUCAACUACCUGAAGGAGCACGCCCCUGGCCCGGUGCCGCACUACAAGGAC